UGGUCGGUCGAGUCGGAGAGCCUUCCAGAUUGCGUCAAGAGACAGGCAAUCAUUCAAGCUUUAGCAACAUUUUAGCGAUUUUGUGGAAACCGUGCAUAAUAAUUACGUUUCAUUCGCUAUACCUGUGCAUUGUUUUCUUUUUUUUUUUUUUUUUUGCAAUUGUGUAUAUAUUAUUUUCAAAUUUACACAAGGAAUUGAUGUAUCUCUAGUCUACCUGCAAAUGUUUUAUGCCUACCAGCAUGUGUUUUCUAUUCUAACUGUUAUAGCUCCUUUGAUGAGCGUUUCCUGCUACAUGUUGACUGUAGGAUAAGGUAUUUCACUAGACCCAGCCGCUGACCAGAACCAUGACGGCCUUUCUUGCACAAACCGAACAGGUAUCCCCACGCGUUAUCCGAAUUCUUGGCUGCAAUCCUGGGGCGUUUACCCUGCAAGGAACAAAUUCAUAUGUCGUUGGGACUGGCGAUAAACGCGUUUUGAUCGAUACCGGAGAUAAGGAGAAACCAGAGUACAUAGCAAAUUUGAAAAAAGUACUCAAGGAAUCGGGAGCAACAAUCCAAGAAAUAUUGACAACACAUUGGCAUCAUGAUCAUACAGGCGGAAUCGCCGAUAUUUUUAGGGAAUUACAACUUCCGGACGAUGUGAAAAUUUCUAAGUUUCCAAGGAACCCGGUCCGAGAAGAAACCAUUGUGGGCGGAGAAGGUCGCCUUAAGUACAAUUACUUGAAUGAUGGAGACAUCAUAAAGACCGAAGGAGCAACUCUAAAAGCGAUGCACACUCCAGGUCAUUCUGAUGAUCACAUGGUUCUGUUCCUGGUGGAAGAGAAUGCUGUUUUUACUGGGGAUUGUAUACUAGGAGAAGGCACUGCAGUUUUUGAAGAUCUCUUAACGUACAUGCAAUCAUUGCAGAAACUUGUGGAUUCAGCUCCAGAUAUUUUAUACCCAGGCCAUGGACCUUUUGUUAGUGAUGCCGUCGCUAAGAUUCAAAUGUACAUAGACCAUCGUAACACGAGGGAAGAGCAGAUUAUGGACGUGCUUGCUAAAAAUGGUAAACCUAUGGAAUCAAUGGAUAUAGUGAAGAUAUUAUAUGCUGAAGUUGGCGAACACCUACACCGUGGUGCAGAAGUGAAUGUGCGUAACCAUCUUACUAAACUUGAAAAGGAAAAUAAAAUUUAUAAAAUAAACAGCGACAUGAUUUUGAAAUGGAAAACGCGGCACUAAUACAAUGGCAAUCUCUGUAACUCUGUCCAGGUUAUCAAAUUCCUUUGAAAAACCUGUUGUAUGGCCAUAAUAUAUAAUCAUUAUGUGUCUAUAUAUGGUCAUGACGUGAUGUCAUCAUGACCAUGGCAUGUCACAUGUUUUUGUCAAAUCAAAUUUGAUAUUCUGGUCAGUGCUUUAUAAUGCCUACCAUAUGACGGUAAUCCUAGCCACCAUAAAGGACAAAAUGAGAGCCUAAUUUUUAACAUUUUCGUUUGUUUUAAAUAUUAUUAUUGAUAAAUGUUAUAAUAUAAAUUUAACUUUCUUAAUGCUUUGUAGUAUGUGGUACACAUUUCCAUCAUAAACAAUAUUCGUAUAUAAUAAUAAUUACUUCCUUCAUGCGCAUAUGCCAACGUUCAUCGUGUUAAAUUUAAUUUUGAUUAUUAUAUAUCAACGAUCACAAAUUAAACACGAUUUGUGCUCACACGAGUGAUAAGAGAAAGUCAUGCAGUAGUGUAGUAUUCGUUGUCUUUUGUUCACACUCAAAACAUCAGCAGGCCAACAUAAUAUUUUAAUAUAGAACUACAUGACGAUUUUUUAAAUAUGUACUGGUAUUAAAUCAAAAAGUAUAGUAUUGUAUAGUUGUGCAUUAUGAAUACGAAGUUCUACUCUGAUUAAAUAGCCUAUGUCUCUUAACCAGUAAAA
Anneissia japonica is the source of this 1898-nucleotide messenger RNA. Its product is annotated as endoribonuclease LACTB2-like. The transcript has a single exon. Gene Ontology annotation, cellular component: mitochondrial matrix. The record is from RefSeq and is a predicted model, not a curated record. Gene Ontology annotation, molecular function: RNA endonuclease activity; single-stranded RNA binding. NCBI's taxonomy places the organism in Eukaryota, Metazoa, Echinodermata, Crinoidea, Comatulida, Comatulidae. The coding region runs from base 345 to 1217 and encodes 290 amino acids.